UCAAGCUUGCCCUGUCGCUGCAUGCCCCGAACCAGGCCCUUCGAGAGAAGAUAGUCCCCUCAGCCAAGGCUUGGAGUAUUGACGAGUUGAUGGCAGCAGUGGAUGAGUACUCUGAGGCCAGUCGGGUAGCUGGACGGCCCGAUGGUAGUGGUGGGGGCGGGCGGAAGAAGGGUAGUGUUAUGAUAGAGUACGUUGUGAUAAGGGAUGUCAAUGACACUGAGGAAUGCGCCCACCAGUUGGGAGUACUUAUGAAGAAUCGCAAGGCUGUAGUGAAUUUCAUCCCUUACAACGCGGUUGAUAACGGUAGCAACUUCGAACCACCCCUAGAGUCUUCGGUCACCCGGAUGGUCUCUAUCCUCAAGGACGUGUAUGGCGUUAGAGUGUACUACCGGCGGCAUCAUGGCCGAGACAUUGAUGCGGCAUGCGGUCAGCUCGCCAAGAAGAGGCCUCGUAUGGUACCCGAUUUAGAGGACCUUGGCACGGCUUGGGCAGCUGGGCCGGGUACCGUGGUCCAGCCUAUUCUCGGAGCAGGAGGAGAAGGGUAUAAUAAGGCAAGACUUGCUCUG
Messenger RNA from Perkinsus marinus ATCC 50983, 566 nucleotides. RefSeq lists its product as hypothetical. Gene Ontology annotation, molecular function: iron-sulfur cluster binding; catalytic activity. The record is from RefSeq and is a predicted model, not a curated record. The annotation marks the transcript as partial. Gene Ontology annotation, biological process: rRNA base methylation; tRNA methylation. NCBI's taxonomy places the organism in Eukaryota, Perkinsozoa, Perkinsida, Perkinsidae. The transcript has a single exon.